Rhincodon typus (whale shark) is the source of this 1666-nucleotide messenger RNA. Its product is annotated as protein phosphatase 1 regulatory subunit 27. Bases 431 to 886 code for a protein of 151 amino acids. Gene Ontology annotation, molecular function: enzyme inhibitor activity; protein binding; phosphatase regulator activity. The transcript has 3 exons. Gene Ontology annotation, cellular component: cytoplasm. The record is from RefSeq and is a predicted model, not a curated record. NCBI's taxonomy places the organism in Eukaryota, Metazoa, Chordata, Chondrichthyes, Orectolobiformes, Rhincodontidae.
CAGGAGGAUGGUGAACAAGGCUCAGCAGAGCAGGCGAGGCUGGGAUCGGGCUGUUGAGAAAUAAUGGUGAGAUCUUGUUUUUGGGAAGGCUCGAAUCAUUCGCCUUCUGUUUCUGCCCCUCCCAGCUCUCCAACAGGAAAGUGGGUCAUCUCCAAUAACAUGUAACUUGCAACUGGUCCCGGACACUGAAGGUACAUGUGAGAGAGGGUGGGGAGAGGUCUGCAGACCCGCCCCCUCUAUCCCUCCCUCAGUGAGUAAGCUCUCUGCCCAGAAAUAGAGCCAGCUGCAGUAUAAAGCUGUGAGCUCCUCACUGACUGCGAAUCACUUACAGUGCAGUAGCGGUACAGCUCACUGCUUAAACAAGAGGGACAAAGGACAUUCGCUUAUUGUCUUUUUAAAAAAGCGCUCAGUGGUGAGCCCGGCCUUUGCUAUGAAAUACUAUUCGGCAGUUUCCAGGUACGCGGUACCAGCGAGCAGCCUGAAGCCGCCUGCUCGCACCGUCCACUUCCCCAAUGAUAUUGUCUUCCUGGAUCAUAUCCGCCAGGGUGACCUAGAACAAAUUGGGCGCUUCAUCAGAGCCGGGAAGGUGAAACUGGACACCUUGUACCUGACUGGAAUGGCAGCGCUACAUGAAGCGGUCCUGUCUGGAAAUUUGGAAUGUGUGAAACUGCUGAUCAAAUAUGGGGCUGACAUACAGCAGAAAGAUGAGAAUGGGUGGACUCCGCUGCACAUGAGCUGCAGUGAUGGGCAUUUGGAAAUUGCAAAGUACCUGUUGUCCCAGGGAGCCAGAGUGAACGUGGCGAAUGAUGAUGGGGAGCUGCCCAAGGACCUUAUUGACCCUGAAGAUGUCAAACUGCGGGCACUGUUUGAGCUCAGGGAUGGCUGAGAACACCCCUUGAUCUGGGCAUAUUUGACUACCACACAACACACCGUGACUAGCACCAAGAAUGGAACCAGUCUUCAGUCUGUGAUUCUAGACAGAAAGUGCCAGUGUCAGCCAGGAGCCAUUUGUGAGCUGCAGAUGUAGGAUGAGAUUUGCACAAUUUGCUCAGUCAUCUGCAUAAUUGCUUGAGCUCAUUUCCUUUUGAAUUUUGGCUCUAUGAAUAUCAUUGCUUCCAGUCGUUUUGAACAAAGCUCUCAACAGGGUUAACUGAUGAGUUUAAAGAAUUUCCCAUUUCUGCUGCCAGCUCUCUCGAUGUCACAAUUUCAGGCUUUCAAUGAUCGUGUUUAGCACUGCCACUUCUGCCAGCCACUGUAAUGAACUGAAGAAUAACAAGUCUUACAUACAAUAGUGUCUUAAUUUGCUGUGAUUCCUUGCUUCUCCCCCUUGUUUCCUACAGAUCCAGAGUCUCCAUUGACUUGCAUCUAACUAUCAUUGUAAUUAAUGCCACUUAGGAAAAAGCCCAAUACUUAUGUAGGUGUAAAAUUUUAAAACUGAGGUGAACAACGUUUGCUAUAUUUUAAAUACCAAAGUUACCAGAGAUAGGUAGUUAACGACCUCUUUAACAAAGCUUCCAGUUAUCUUUCCUAAUACAUCCUUGUUUGACUUGGUGUCAACAUUUUUUCUCUAAUUUAUGCACUUCGGGAUGUUGUAUUGUGUUAAAUUUGUUGUAUAGAUGCAAGUUUUUGUUAAAAUAUGUACUGGACCAUGUUUUGUAUAUUUAUU